This is a messenger RNA of Microthlaspi erraticum, 1128 nucleotides long. NCBI's taxonomy places the organism in Eukaryota, Viridiplantae, Streptophyta, Magnoliopsida, Brassicales, Brassicaceae. The record is from the annotation of a GenBank genome assembly.
AUGAACUCCAAUUUGCAAUCGAAUCCUACAUCAUCGCAGCUCUUCACCUCCAUUGACAUGGGGACAAACUCUUUCAAGCUUCUUAUAGUCCACGCAGAUCCUCCCGGAAGAUCUUUCGUCCCCGUCGAGAGACUCAAAGAGCCAGUUGUAUUGUCUCGCGAAUCCGCAAUCUCAAUUUCGUCUCAGUCCCAGGUUCGCGCGCUCCAGUCUCUACAGAAAUUCAAAAGCUUGAUCCUCUCGCACAACGUCUCCUGCGACCGGAUCCGGUGCGUCGCCACGGAAGCCCUGCGGCAGGCGGAGAAUCAGAAACAGUUCGUGGAGACGGUGUACGAGGAUCUCGGCCUCCGGGUCGAUGUGCUCUCUGGUGAAGAGGAAGCGAGGCUGGUUUAUCUAGGCGUGCUUCAGUUUCUACCGGUGUUUGAGAAAUCUGUCCUGUGUAUCGACAUAGGAGGUGGUUCUACUGAAUUCGUGGUGGGUAAGCGUGGUGAUGUGAAGCUUGCUGUGUCUUUGAAGCUAGGUCAUGUGAAUUUGACACAAAUGUUCAUGAAAAAUGGUGUUGAAUUGACGAAAAUGAGAGACUUUAUCCGUCACGCGAUUGAUGAGUCUCGGUUAGCAGAUAAAUUGAAGGAAUCCGAUGGCUUUGAGGUGGUCGUGGGAUCGUCGGGAACCAUACGAGCUAUUGAGAAUGCUCUUUUCAGUGGCUAUGGAACGGACUUGUAUCAAUUCAAUCUGGAGGGGUAUAAGAGGGAUUGGAGAUUUGGUAGAAGAGAAUUGAGCGGUGUUGUAGAGAAGCUAUGCAAUGAAGGAGAUGAAGAGCAGAUCCGGAGAGAAGGAUUUUUCAAGAGAAGGUCAGAGUUCAUUGUUGCUGGAGCUGUAUUGUUGGAGGAAAUAUUCAAGGCUCUGGGUAUCGAGGAAAUGGAGGUCUCAGAGUAUGCAUUAGCAGAAGGUGUGAUUGCUGAUUCUCUGGCCAAAGCUUUUGAGGGUUCGUAUGAUUUGAAUGCCAAUGCAAGGUGGCGAUCAGUCAUGAGGCUCGCCACGAGACUCAAUGGGAAAAAGCGAAUGAAUCAUGCGGUACAUUGUGCCAACAUCGCCAAGGUACACUCUAACCGCAACAUUGUGAAAUAUUGA